Messenger RNA from Gadus chalcogrammus (walleye pollock), 9674 nucleotides. Its product is annotated as protein AF-17-like. The record is from RefSeq and is a predicted model, not a curated record. The transcript is spliced from 21 exons. Bases 1949 to 5599 code for a protein of 1216 amino acids. Gene Ontology annotation, molecular function: histone binding; nucleosome binding. Gene Ontology annotation, cellular component: nucleus. Gene Ontology annotation, biological process: regulation of transcription by RNA polymerase II. Lineage: Eukaryota; Metazoa; Chordata; Actinopteri; Gadiformes; Gadidae.
GGGGGCGGGGGUUGAGGUGAGGGUGUGGUCGAGUCGGUCGACGUGAAGAUGAGGGACACGCGUCGCGUUGACUGUUGAGGACACGAUGGGGUGUAACAAAAUGUAUCCUGUGUGUUUUGUUUCGGAGACUAGUGCAUUAUGGGUGUUUGUGAGGUUCAUGGAACGGAAAAAAGGUGUACGAGGUGUUACUUGUAAUUAUGUGUCAGUGUGCUUCUGUUUGAGAUGUGUGUCGUAACCGAUAACUGCUGCUUCACAUCUUGGCGAUUGGAUCCGUGCGCACAAUUUGUAAAUAAAACGAAAAUAACAUGUCAUAUUUUCUCUGGUACGAACAACAAUUUCCAAUGGUUUAGAACCGCUGAUGGACUGCGAAAGUCACGAUGGAAAUGAAUGUGCAACUUGGUGGGCGAGCUCUCUCGGUUUGUAAUUUCUCAAAGAGGAAGUUGGAGCCUUCGUCUUCUGAACGGCUUCUAGGCCUCGACCGCUUCAUUCGUGUAGCGAUGACUCACUGUGAAAGAUGGAUAUCUGACUGAACACAGAACUAAAACAGUUGGUGAUGAAGCGUGCGUGUUCUGCUUUAACUCGGUAUUUUUUCGUGGGAACUUGUUUUGUUUUACAGUUUUGGAUCAAAAUGGCUCCGGAUGAAAGCUUUAGUGUUGCGCUUAAGUGAAUCAAGGCGCAGAUUCACGGGGCGCGCAGGACGUGGUCACGGUUCAGCCGAGCCCGACCCCUAGAGCCCAGUAGGGUGUGGGCUCCAUCCAGCUGCCGGCGCGGUAUCUCUCCGCUCCAUCAGCAGCAACACUUCCCUUUUCACUCUGCUCCGGCGUCGAAAAGCAAUCACACGUAUAAGAGUUGGCCAACUUGCCUUUAAUGUCCAACAGUAAAAGGCGCACUUGGAAGUAGGCUGUAUGUAUCUGGAUUAUAUGAAGUACAAUGUUGUGAUGGGGUUUUGGAAUUCAGGAAUUUAAUCUAGGGGGAUUAUGUGAUGGAUUAUAUUAUUUAAUGGAAACUCGAAAUGUAGCUUGGGAUGGGAAAUCUAAAUGUAUAAUGUAAAAUAUCGACUCCGAAUGAGGUUAUAUCGAGUACAAGCUCGAGCUAGGCUAAGGAAUUCAGGAAUUUAAUUCUGGACAUUUAUAUUUUUUAUAUAUAAUAUACAAAACGUAACUUAAGUAUUAUGGGGAUUCAAAACGUUUAACUUCCACUAUCCGUCACCAAACAACGUGAAAUACCUUGCAUCCAACAAGAAGCGAGCCAGGUACCGUAGCAUGAUCUAAAAUGAAGUUAUGGGGACAUCUGCCGACCAAAUAUUUGUUGUAUUUGAAAUGCGAACUAUACAACUAGGCCAAUAUAAAAAAACAUUGAGGUUCACAUGAAAGUAACCAAGAAUAAUAAAGUAGUGAUAUGUAUGUAGGACAAAAUAAUGAUGUGGGCACACAUGUUGCAAAAUUAUAUAUUUUUACUGCUGUAUAUAAAUAUGUAAAUAUGUUUGCAUCCCUUGUUGACCAAGAGAUGGCGCCAUUUCACCUUUACUGAAUCCGCAGGCGGCCACAAGAAUCCUCUACUUCCCUCUCUCCUUUCCGUUUACAAACGUAGUAGACGACACUCGGAGAAAUCCACUCGACCACGCGGUUUUCCAACAUCGAUAUCAUUGUACACUCACUAAAAAAAACAAAAACCACUAAAAGUUAUCCACCCUCAAAAUGAUUCCGACUAGAAAGGGCUGCUGUGAGCAUGCGCACUGACUCGGUUCCAUGGGGACGGGAGGGAGGACAUCACGGAAAACUGGCCGCAUCAGAACCCCACGCUGAGAUUCAUUUGACCAUCGCCAUCGCACGACGACCAGCCACCACUAUGUUUGACGCGGCGUUGAACCCGGUUAACCACCUGACGCCCCGGGCGGGGACUAGCCGUCUGGUCUGAACUUGGGUCCCUGGUAUCAUAUGGAAGCAGCAUGCGGGAAAUGGUUGGAGGUUGCUGCGUGUGUUCCGAUGAGCGAGGCUGGGCUGAGAACCCGCUGGUGUACUGUGAUGGACACGGCUGCAGCGUCGCCGUACACCAAGCAUGCUAUGGUAUUGUCCAGGUUCCGACUGGGCCUUGGUUCUGUCGUAAGUGCGAGUCGCAGGAGAGGGCGGCCAGAGUGAGGUGUGAGCUUUGCCCUCACAAAGAUGGAGCGCUGAAGAGGACCGACAGUGGAGGCUGGGCCCAUGUUGUGUGUGCGCUCUACAUCCCAGAGGUGCAGUUCGCCAACGUGCUCACCAUGGAGCCCAUAGUGCUGCAGUACGUCCCCCACGACCGCUACAUCAAGACCUGCUGUAUCUGCGAGGACCACGGGAGGGAGAGCAAGGCGGCGUGCGGGGCCUGCAUGACCUGCAACCGGCAGGGCUGCCGACAGGCCUUCCAUGUCACCUGCGCCCAAAUGGCGGGCCUGCUGUGCGAGGAAGAGGGCCCCGAGGCGGACAACGUGAAGUACUGUGGCUACUGCAAGCACCACUACAGCAAGAUGGUAAGGCCCAUGAUGCAGAAGAAGCUGCGCUCCAGCGAGAACACGGGCGGCACCUUCAGCCACCCCCGGGGUGCCCCCAGCCCCCCGUCCCAGGACAAACACCACCACCACAAGCAGCGGAAGAGCCACAAGGACAAGACGCGACCCAAGGAGCGACACAAGAAGAGUUCAGACGGUCUGGGGUCCCUCGGGACCGGCAGCAUAGACAAGGUAGGGGCCCCCCAACGGCCCCGGCCUGACGCCUCGAUCCACCUCUCCCCGCUUUCUUCCAGUCACCACAUCGGCAGCAAGGACAGUGAAGGCAAGUCCAAGAAGCUGAGCUCUCACGGUCUUCCUCACCGCAGCAAAAAGACAGGGAGCAACGGCAAGAGCUGCUCCUCUUCCUCCUGCUCCUCUAGUCCCUUCAACACAGGCAACUCCUUGUCAGCCCAGGACUUCCACCACUUCUCCUCGCCCUCCUCCUCCUCCCGCCCCGAAAGGGACCACCCCGAGAGGGGGACGGCGGGGGAGCACAGCGGCACGGAGGAGCGGCGGGAGGAGAGGCGGGAAGACCGCAAGGAGGAGCGCAAGGAGGAGCGCAAGGAGGAGCGCAAGGAGGAGCGAAAGGAGGAGCAGCGGAAGGAAGACAGGAAGGAGGAGCGAAAGGAGGAGCAGCGAAAGGAAGACAGGAAGGAGGAGCGAAAGGAGGAGCAGCGAAAGGAAGACAGGAAGGAGGAGCGAAAGGAGGAGCGCAAGGAGCGGCACAGGAGGUGCCAGGUGCAGGAGGAGGUGGAGGAAGAGGAGGAGGAGGAGGAGGAGGAGGAGAAGGCGGAGGAAAAGGAGGAGGAGGAUGAGGAGGAAGACGAAGAAGAGGAGGACGGUAAAUACCACAAGCCCCCGGCGCUGACUCCCAUGGAGGGGCCCCUGUCGGGGCCCCAGGGCCACGAGCGCCCGGAGGGCAACGGGAGCCCCUUCGAGACCAAGGUGACCAUCUCCACCUUCGGCUCCAUCAUGCGCAUCACCUCGUCCUCGGCGCUCGGGAGCAGCAGCAAGAUCCGCAAGAUCUCCUCGUCGGGGGAGUACAAGGCGUCCCGGUCGCUCGGCAAGCCCUCCCACCUGACCACGCCCCCCAUCCUGGAGGAGGAGGCGAACCCCGAGGGCCAGGCCACGCCCCCGCCGCCGCCGCCAGCGCCGCCGCCGCCGCCCCCUCGCGAGCGGAGGCACCGGGGCAGCAAGAAGAGCCGGCACGGGCCGGGGCGCCCGCGGGGCAGCAAGAACCGGGAGCGGCGGGGGGCCGGCGGCGGCGGCGGCGAGGGGGAGGAGCGGCACCAUCACCGCCACAGCUCCGCCCCCAGCCCCGCACCCCCCACCACGGCCCCGCCCACCCCGGGCUCCUCCUCCUCGCUCUACUCCUCCACGAUGCCCUCCGCCGCCCCCCAUCCCGCCUUCCCCUCCGGCCUGCCCCCCCUCGCCAACAACUCCUCCGCCUUCUCCUCCUCCUCCUCCACCUCCUCCUCCUCCUCCUCCUUCACCUCCUCCCUCAGCUCCACCUCCGUCGCCGGCUCGUGCUUUUCCGGCGGCUUCUCCGCGAGCCGCGGCAGCGCCUUGCUGGGUUCGGGCAUGUACCCCAGCCUCAAGGAUCCCCUGUCCCUGGGGGGCGGCCUGUGUAGCAGUACCUCUCUGUCCCUGGGCGGGGGCGUGUGCAGCACGGCCCUCUCCACGGGGCUCCUUCCGUCCCACGUGGCCACGCUGUCGUUCCCCUCCGUCAGCCCUGCUGCACACACACGGGCUCCUCCAGGCUCCACCUCUUCUUCCUACAGCCUGACCUCCGUCCAGCCGUUCGCUAACUGCUUCUCCGCGGCCCCCUCACUGCCACCACUACUGAGCCAGGCCCAGACCUCUCUGCCAGAGUCUGACCUCGAUGACUGUCGCUUCCCAUGCCAGGCCAACUCACCCACAGAGAGCCUCUCCUCACAGUCCCCCAUGAGCUGCCUCCCCCUGCUGUUCGACCUCCGGGACGGCCUGGGCCUGGGGCUGGGCGCCCGCCCGGAGAACGUACCGGCCGCCAGCGCCCACAUCGAGCUGCUGCUGGAGAAGCACGGCAACGGGGAGAUGGGCGUCAACAUCGUGGACAUGCUGCAGUCGCUGCACUCCCUACAGCAGGAGAACCAGAGGCUACAGGACCAGAUCCUGGGCCUGGCCGCCAAGAAGGAGCGUCUGCAGCUGCUCAACGUGGACCUGGCCGCCCCCUUCCCUCCUCACGGCCACACGGGCUCCCUGUACACCUCGGCCCAGGUCAACUUCCUCUCCUCGGCCCACGAAACCCUGUGCUCCAAUAAGAGUCCUCUUUCCAAAGCCUGCUUCCUGAAUGACACCUCCUUCGUUACCUCCUCCGAGGAGCUGCACUCCGGCAGUCCCUCCCGCAGUAGCUCCUCCCUCUCCUUCCAGAGCACCCCGCCCCCUCAGCCGAGCCCCGCCCCCUUCGGCCAGCCCCUGAUGAACGGCCUGGGCCGGGGGGGGCUGUGCGACGGGCUGCUGGGCGGGGGGGGCGGCCACUCCGCCCUGGCCCUGGCCGGGAGUCCUCAGCUGGGCCUCGGCGGCGGCGGCGGCGGCGGCGCGCUGGGCGGCCUCAACGGGGUCUUCCAGUCCCCCGCGCACAACGCCCCUCCGCAGCCCGCGCUGCCUGCCCUCCGGCCCCAGCCGCCCCCACUCAACGCCCAGGCUUUGGCCCAGGGCCUUCAGCUGCCCAAGAGCCUGAGCCCGUCCUCCAUGCUGUCUGAGCAGCAGAAGCAGUUGCUCCUCCAGCAACAACAGCAGCAGCUCCAGCAGUUCCUCACCUCGCAGAACUUCACUCCUGAACAGCAGGUGGUGGUGUACCAGAUGUUGCAGCAGCAGAGACAAAGAGAGCUACAGCGCCUCACGCUGACGGGGGGGCUCAGCUCCACCUCGGCCUCCAACAUGAUCGCCCAGUCCCCCGUCCUGCUGUCCUCCUCCACCACCACCACCCCCCCGCUGCUGCCUGGUAGUCAAGGCAACGGCGCUGGGCUGUUUGGGCUGCAAGACACUGCACUUCACAAGACCGGGGCCGCAGGCGAGAAGGGUGGCGACAAGAAUGGGUAGCUGUUCAGGACGCGGGAGGACUAACACAGGUCGUUGAUUGGACGUAGCUUAAAUCAGGAUGGAUCAGGUGCAACUGAAACUGUGCUGCACCUUGAAGAGCAGAGGUUAACGCUGGUACCUCAUGUGAGACUUUUUUUAACAGUCUUCUCUUGUUUUUUCUUAUCAUCUCUAUCUUACGGCCUGUUUUUAUGAAUGUAUCAUGGGAUGGAGUUCAAGGUGAAGCGUUUUUUCUGUAUAUUUGUGUUUGUAUGUUUUUUUAUAUUAUUUCCGUGGUUCCUCUUCUAUUUUUGUGUAGGCAGCUUACAGAGAGCAUGGAUAUAGUGGUCUCUGAUUGAAUUGCACUAAUUUGUCGACUGGACCAAUUGAGCAGCUUUUUCGUCGGCCGGGAGCCAAUCCCUGAAGCUGUUCUGAGGUCUUAAUGGAUAAGACCCGCCAAUAAGUUUGAACUAUAUAAAUCUAUACGAGGCCAAAAUGCUCCUCAUUCGACUGCUCACGCCUUGACCAUGGUUCAAGCACCCAACGCCUGGACCAACAGUACCACCCAUCCGGGGUCCGUCUCUGGAUCAUUUGGAUCUUUGAUCUCACGACCUCUCGAAAACCUCAGAAGUCUUCCUUCUUGACACCCUGCCCUCCCUUUGUUUACACCUCACUCAAAAUGAAAUUCUAUAUAUUGCUGCGUCCUAAUAGCACUUAUUGUUUGAUUGAUAACGACACCACAGUUUUGACAUGUUGGCGCUUUGUUACCAUCACACUGUUUUGAAAGAAUCGUAACCUCAGAAGUGGUUGCCGGGAUCACUUUCCUUAACGAUUAAAUAUAGUUUUGGUGGAAUUCAUUAAUUGCUGCAUUGCGACAAUUGUCUAAUUUAUAAUUCAAAUGCCUUUCUGGUGUUAAAUUGAGACUGAAAGCUAAACCAACAUGUCAAAAAUGUCUUCUUUUGUUUAAUCCCUUGUAGGAAUUUAUAGAUAAAUUAUAUCCCACAUGUUGCUAGUGAGAUUAAGCAGGCUAAACCAAACUUUUGCAACUUGUAAGAAGAAAUUAACUGUAUAUCUUAAACCAGUGAGCACUUUGCAUAUUAGUAGCGAGCAGAGACAAGUUAAUCAUCCACAAAGUACCUUCCCUGAAGAAGAUUGGUACUUACGGGCCAAUAGUGGCUGUCAAGUUCCUUGUGUAAAUUCGUAUUUUGCACUCUGUACAGGGGCCUGUACAAGAAAGCUGACUUUAAGCUAACAUUCUGUUCCUAAGGAAUCUCAGAAUUGUGUGAAUUGUAAUGGUUCUUAAAGGUGUUGUGUUUAGGAUUUAGUGGCAUCUAGUGGUGAGGUUGCGGAAUUGCAAUCAACUGAUCCUCAACCUUCCCUUUCCACCGACAAAAGGUUAGCUAUGGUGGCCUGUAAGGUGCUUGUAGGUAGUUCCAAAAUGAUCAUGAAUCAUCAUCUACGACAGUGUAGAGUAGCCAAAUGUCAAGGGAUGAGGUUCCUUGAAAAAUAAUUUAGUUUUUAAAUCUAUUAAACAAUAGAUCACAGUUUACAAGUAAGAUAUGAUUAGAGAUGAGAUGAUAGAUUAUGAUGAAAUUGCUAACUCGACAUAUCUAGAGCCAUUUUGUCCAUUCUAGGCGACCAUAGAAACAUGGUGGUGGAACAUGGCGGGCUCCCUGAAAGAGCCCCCGCCCCCUAGGUAGAUAUAAAGGCUUGUUCUAAGAUUACUAAAAGACAACAAUUUGUGUUUUCAUGGAAUAUUACACAAAUUAAAACAAUUUCUGCCAGGUCCAUUUCACUAGUUGCCACUCAAUUUUAAUCACUGCACUUCUAAAGCCUGCCCGAGAAUGGACACUGUUCACUGUUCACACUGAAACCGACACAGGGUAAAGUGAACACAAACUCCAAAAAGACCUGACGUUGCCCCUUCGGUCUCGAUCUAUUUCUCCUAAACCGCGUCCUCCAUCAGGCCCCUGAAGUCUAUGUCGGGUUUAGAUUAGUUAAGUUGUUGCUUUAUUUUUGUAUUUAUUUUUACUCAAACUCGUAGAUACUGUAUGUUUUUCUGCUCAGCAUUUCAAUGUUAAUUUAGCAAUACUGGAUAGUUAAUGCCUUAAUGAUGCUAGAUAUGAAGAAAAAAAAUCGAGAGCCCAAAGGCUCACUCCUUUCUCCCUUGUUUUUUACUUUGAUAUUGUCUUUUAUACAGGGUAUGUGGUGGAUUUAGUAACAUUAAAGCACUCUUCCACAACCCAUUUCUAGUUUCUAUAGGCAACAGUGAUAACAGUUGAACGAUGUGAUGAACUGUAGUUGAUAAGAAAUGUCUAUUCAUUUUGUAUUGUAAGUAUAUCUUAAGAUGAUGCAAUGUUAUUUUUCUUGCUGUGUACCUUGUAGAGGGGAAAAAAAGACUGGUUUUCAAACCGGUCACAAAGCAGUCACGGCAUAUGCUUUAGCGUUUGUUCUGACUGACUGGCGCGCCGAUAAGGAGGGCUAAGCUCACCAGUGUAGCUGUUAACAUCUUUAAUAACAGUGCAAUGCCCAUGUAGUUACUGAAAUACCCCGGCUGACCUUUACUGGUGGGUUCUGCUGAGGCCCGAGUUCCUAACCCAACGCUUUUACUCUGAAAAGCUCUCCCACCCCUUAGUCCUUUACAGUGAGGCACGUCGGUCAAGCUCAUUGACUGAUGAAGGCUAACUUUUAGUACCUCAGACUAUUCGAUUCUCGUCACUCAUUCUGGUAUAUCGUUACAUGUGAUCUUUACAAUAUCAAUAGUAAUCUCCCAUACAUGUGAUGUCUGUAUUCCAGAUGUGUUUUUUUUUACCUUGUCAUCAGGAAACUUCAAGAAGCCUAUCAUUAUGGUAACAAAUACUGUAGCAAUGACUGAAGGAGAAUGUUCAUGUCGAUAACCCAUUGAGCCCACAUGUUGACAUGCAUUUGUGAAUUUAUGAGUUUGUACCAAGUAGCCUAUGUUUUUUUUUUACGAGUUGUUUCACGACCGAAACGUUUGAGACAUGUACAAAAGCUUGACUGAGUACUGCAAAGGAUUUUUUAAGGGUUUCUUUCCCAUGUUGCACUGGGGCAUAUAGGCCCGCUUGUAUAACGUUACCUGUUUUUUUUUUCCUUUUUGGGGUCAUUUCCAUUUAGUACUUUUCUAUUUUUUGGAGUAAAGGUUGUAUACUAUAGUGUAUGUUUGUGUAAAACACAGCCGUUCUUUAGGAUUUGGAGCUUGGGUAACUCAUGUCAUCAUUGUUGUAGGCCUACUGUGUUUCCUUUUGUGUAUAUUACAACAGUUCGUAACAGCUGGCAUUGAAUGAUGUUGGACAAAGAAUGAGUUUCCAUUGGCAUUAGAAUUGCAUGAAAUGUGAUUUUAAACUCAAAUGUAUUGCUAAAUACCAAUUAUAACUAUGCAUAGAUUUUAAAUGCAUUGUUCCCUGAAAAAAUCGCAAAGCACUGAAUUUUCAAAAGGACAAGCACGUUGUCAUUAAACAUUGUAUUUAUUGAUCAUUGAUCAAAAGGGAAUUAGACAAUAUUCUGAGUAAUUGCCCCAUAGGCUGAAUUAUUUUGAUAUUUUUGUGUGUAAAAUAAAAAAUAAUGUAUGAAGACAACAGCUUCUCUUGUCAAUAAAUGUUUUUACCUGACUUGUUUUAGAUUUUCACCUUUGGAACUGCAAUCAAAGCCUGAACAAUGGACGAGCCCUGGUUUUUGAUUGAGUGUCUUUAUGGUAGGCUAGGCAGCGCAAACCAGUCGAGGAAAGGUCGUUUGUACCUCAUUAGGGGAGGAACUACGGCGAUAUUGUUUAGGUUAGUUAGGGUGAAACGUGAUCUCCCGUUGAAGGCUGGUCUACUGCUUGGUCGCCGUCGACGUCCGACAACAUUCCUCUCUGUGGGGAACAGACCGGCGUCGUAAAUCAAGUUUGAUUCGAGCGAGAGGAUGAAUGCGCUUAUGAUCAUUGCAGUGCGUAAAGGAUUCACCGAAUCCUUCAAACAGCAAAGACUUCUUCCUGUUUCCACUUUCAUGAUACCAAGCCGCCUCCAGUCGACAGUACCUGUGGUUGCUGCUCGAAUACCCUGCAGGGUGAAAGUUUCCGCUGGGAAGCGUUAUUCAUGGU